UGCUGCCCAGUCCUGCACCGCCGAGGCGCUCGAGGUGCGUUCGCCCUCGUGGAGUUGAGCUGAGUGACUCUGGCUGAAGUUAGCGCCCGGACGCUGGGCAAACAGACACGUUGCCAGGAGCGAGAACUAGGUGCCUUCUUGCAGUUGUGAUUCCAAGAACCUGUGUCUACUGACCCGCGGACCCCCAGCUGGCCAGCCGUCGCCCUUAGCUUUCUUUGUGUGGCUCCCGACGCCCCCGUUCACAGCCGGACCACAAGAGCCCGGGUUCAAAGCGGUGGUACCGCGCCGCCACAUCCCCAGCCAGCGCUCGCGCCGCGCCUCAGUUUCCCUACUCGGCUCGGUCUAGCCGCGGCAGGAUGAUCGCCUCGCAUAUGAUCGCCUGCUUAUUCACGGAACUCAACCAGAACCAAGUGCAGAAGGUUGACCAGUAUCUCUACCACAUGCGUCUCUCUGAUGAGACACUUCUAGAGAUUGCUAGGAGGUUCCGAAAGGAGAUGGAGAAAGGGCUUGGAGCCACCACUCACCCUACAGCUUCUGUGAAAAUGUUGCCCACGUUUGUGAGGUCGACCCCAGAUGGGACAGAACAUGGAGAGUUCCUGGCUCUAGAUCUUGGGGGAACCAACUUCCGGGUGCUUCGUGUGAGAGUGACGGACAAUGGGCUCCAGAGGGUGGAGAUGGAGAAUCAGAUCUACGCCAUCCCUGAGGACAUCAUGCGGGGCAGUGGCACCCAGCUGUUUGACCACAUUGCUGAAUGCCUGGCCAACUUCAUGGAUAAGCUACAAAUCAAGGACAAGAAGCUUCCACUGGGCUUUACCUUCUCAUUCCCCUGCCACCAGACGAAGCUCGAUGAGAGUUUCCUGGUCUCAUGGACCAAGGGGUUCAAGUCCAGUGGGGUGGAAGGCAGAGAUGUGGUGGCUCUGAUCCGGAAGGCCAUCCAGCGGAGAGGAGACUUUGAUAUUGACAUUGUGGCUGUGGUGAAUGACACAGUUGGGACCAUGAUGACCUGUGGUUAUGACGACCAGAACUGUGAGAUCGGUCUCAUCGUGGGCACCGGCAGCAACGCCUGCUACAUGGAGGAGAUGCGCCACAUUGACAUGGUGGAGGGCGACGAGGGGCGGAUGUGCAUCAACAUGGAGUGGGGGGCCUUCGGGGAUGAUGGCAUACUCAAUGAUAUCCGCACCGAGUUUGACCAAGAGAUUGACAUGGGCUCACUGAAUCCUGGGAAGCAGCUGUUUGAGAAGAUGAUCAGUGGGAUGUACAUGGGGGAGCUGGUCAGGCUCAUCUUGGUGAAGAUGGCCAAGGAGGAGCUGCUGUUCCAGGGGAAGCUCAGCCCAGAGCUCCUCACCACUGGCUCCUUUGAGACCAAAGACGUGUCAGAUAUUGAAGAGGAGAAGGAUGGCAUCCAGAAGGCCCAUGACGUGCUGGUGCGGCUGGGCCUGAAUCCACUGCAGGAGGACUGCGUGGCCACUCACCGCAUCUGUCAGAUCGUGUCCACGCGCUCAGCCAGCUUGUGCGCAGCUACUCUGGCCGCUGUGCUGUGGCGCAUCAAAGAGAACAAGGGCGAAGAGCGGCUGCGCUCCACCAUCGGGGUGGACGGCUCCGUCUAUAAGAAACACCCCCACUUUGCCAAGCGUCUCCACAAGGCUGUGCGGCGGCUGGUACCCGACUGUGAUGUUCGCUUCCUCCGGUCUGAGGAUGGCAGUGGCAAAGGGGCAGCCAUGGUGACAGCAGUGGCUUACCGGUUGGCUGACCAACACCGAGCUCGAGAGAAGACCUUGGAGGCUCUAAAGCUGAGCCAUGAGCAGCUACUGGAGGUCAAGAGAAGGAUGAAGGUGGAAAUGGAGCAAGGUCUGAGCAAGGAGACGCAUGCUGUGGCCCCAGUGAAGAUGCUGCCCACCUAUGUGUGUGCCACCCCUGAUGGCACAGAAAAAGGGGACUUCCUGGCGUUGGACCUUGGAGGAACAAAUUUCCGGGUCCUGCUGGUGCGUGUGCGCAAUGGGAAGCGUCGGGGAGUGGAGAUGCACAAUAAGAUCUACUCCAUCCCGCUGGAGGUCAUGCAUGGCACUGGGGAGGAGCUCUUUGACCACAUCGUCCAGUGCAUUGCAGACUUCCUGGAGUACAUGGGCAUGAAGGGCGUGUCCCUGCCUCUAGGUUUUACCUUCUCCUUCCCCUGCCAGCAGAACAGCCUGGACGAGAGCAUCCUCCUCAAGUGGACAAAAGGCUUCAAGGCAUCUGGCUGCGAGGGUGAGGAUGUGGUCACCCUGCUGAAGGAAGCGAUCCACCGGAGAGAGGAAUUUGACCUGGAUGUAGUUGCUGUGGUGAAUGACACAGUUGGAACUAUGAUGACCUGUGGUUAUGAAGACCCUCACUGUGAAGUUGGCCUCAUCGUUGGCACAGGCAGCAAUGCCUGCUACAUGGAGGAGAUGCGUAAUGUGGAGCUGGUAGAUGGAGAGGAAGGGCGAAUGUGCGUAAACAUGGAGUGGGGGGCCUUUGGGGACAAUGGAUGCCUGGACGACUUCCGCACGGAGUUUGAUACAGCUGUGGAUGAGCUGUCUCUCAACCCCGGCAAGCAGAGGUUUGAGAAGAUGAUUAGUGGCAUGUACUUGGGUGAGAUUGUCCGCAAUAUACUCAUUGACUUCACCAAGCGUGGGCUACUCUUCCGUGGCCGCAUCUCAGAGCGCCUCAAGACAAGGGGAAUCUUUGAGACCAAGUUCUUGUCUCAGAUUGAGAGUGACUGCCUGGCCCUGCUGCAGGUCCGGGCCAUCCUGCGCCACCUGGGACUUGAGAGCACCUGUGACGACAGCAUCAUCGUGAAGGAAGUGUGCACGGUGGUGGCGCGCCGGGCCGCCCAGCUCUGCGGCGCGGGCAUGGCUGCUGUGGUGGACAAGAUACGUGAAAACCGCGGGCUGGACACCCUCAAAGUGACUGUGGGUGUGGACGGGACUCUCUACAAGCUACAUCCUCACUUUGCUAAAGUCAUGCAUCAGACUGUGAAAGAUCUGGCUCCGAAAUGUGAUGUUUCCUUCCUGGAGUCCGAGGAUGGCAGUGGGAAGGGAGCGGCUCUCAUCACUGCUGUGGCGUGCCGCAUUCGGGAGGCUGGACAGCGGUAGAACCUCAGAAACCAAAAAGGACUUCUGCUCCCCAUCGUCUCUGUUUUAAAAGGUGUCACCCUCCGUGUGGGAGAUAGGCCCCAUGGUAUUUCCUUGGCAGAGAGAACCCUGUGGCACUGGGUUUUGUCUGUGCAUAAAUUCAUUGUAGAGUUUGGCACCCAAUCCUUGGCCUUCCUGAGAUUCACAACACCAUCCCACUUGUUCUCUUAAACCUUAAAUUCUUAAUCUUUAGCCACACCCCUGGCCCUAUACCAUACUUGCAGAGUGGGGACCAUCUUGAAGAUGUGAUUGCCUCACCUUGGAGCUGAGUGAGAGUGACAUUUGGAGACGGGGAGCAUCCCCUGCGUGGAUGUUAAUAAUGUUCCUCUCGUCAGGCAGACGUGGGAAGGAAGAGGAAUGUAGGCGGGUGGACAUCUCAUGGAUGGCCCACACGGUGGUCCUUCUCUAACUUACCCAUAAGCAUUGUCUUAUGGGUCCCAGCAUUUGCCAUUCCUGGAAGCAAGAAAUCCCAUGCCUAGGCAAACCAAAGCCUAGUUGACACAUCCUACAAGAAUGCUCGUGGCUGCCUCUCACCGUGGUUGCCCUCAUCAUCUGUGAGCAGCGGACCUCUGGGGAAUAGGGAGCCUUUUGGUGUGUUUAACCUUUUUUUUUCCUGUAAAAGUGGAAACACUGUAUUUUCAUUUUAAUUUAUGUUUGAAAUUUAUUUAGUUCAUGAAGUAGGUCUGUCCUUCAUCAUGUAACAGUGAAUUGUAUGUAAUGUAUUUAUAUAUCACUUUGUUCUGUAUAUAAAUAGGCCAGGUCUCCUCAGACUCUGCCUCACCCAUACAUCAGUGUAGUUUAGGAUGUGAGGUGGAAAUGCUGACUAGUUCCUAGACAUACCUCAUUUGCCUGUGAGAAGAGAAGAGAGAGAAGUCCAGCCUAUUCAGGUGGGUGAGCGGCAAAACAUCUUCCUGGCCCCUGCUUCCUCUGCACUCCUGAAGUGUGUGGAAAGAAAGGAUGGAGACUGAGGCUGGGCCUGUGGGUCUGGACGCUUGCCCCAGUGAUACCAUAUGGAAUGUUAACCAAAGGAAACAUUUCACUCACUGCUUAGAAGACUGGUCAUGGGGAAGUCCAUGUUUUAAAGAGGUUUAACAGGAUAAUGAAAGCCAACAACAAUUUUUAAAAAUUAAUCCUAAUAAUCAACAAAAAGCAAAAUGAACCAAUGAAAUAACUUAGCCAAAUGAAACCUCAGGGACAUUUUUGGGGUUUUUAUACUUGCCUAGCAAAUUUUACCUAGAGGUUGUUUUGUAAAUGUUUUACAAGAAGCAUUGUCUGUCUGCUUCUCAGGACUGAGCUGCCAUUGGCCUGCUGCCCCCCCCCCCCCUUUUUAAUUUUUUAUACAUGGUAUUUAUUUCAAACUGUUGGCAGGAAUGGGAGAGACAUAAAAGCCCCAUGCUUUAGUCUCCGAAUGUGUAGUUAAUUCUGCAUCUGAAAGCCCACUUCUGCCUGAAAUAAGAGCAACUACAGACAUUAAACCAGAUAAGAGGGAAUGCCCUUGUGACAGCAUAUAGGACACACGGAUCAGAGCAGAAGGAUGGAGAGAAAUUCACAACUCUGUUUCACCCAGGUUUUGCUCAUUUUAAAAACUUGUGCACGAACAAUACCUGGUUAUCAUUUCUGAGCAGGGUGGGGUAUAAGGAAGUACAGACUUGGCAGAUCUGCCUUGGAGGCACAAAGGACAAGGCAUAGGUCCUGAUUUGUUCCAGGCUUGCACUGCCUAUCUGACACAGCUUCUCAGCUGCCCCAAUCUGCAGUUCCUAAUGCAAAAUAUGAGUGUGUCCAAUGACAAUGAAAGCCAAAGGCCACCUGUAAAUCUAUGAGUCACUAAAGGGUCCCCACAAAUUACAGGUGAAUUUUAACUUAAUUUUAACCUUUGAUUCUGAUAUUUGAAAACUUGAAAAUUAAGCACUGUCUAUGAAAUGGCAUGUUUUUAAAAAUGAUUGCAAUGACUAUGUGGCUGGCUGUUAGAAGUGGAGUAGGCUUAAGUGACAUGGGGCAGCAUACACAAUGAGGGCCCUUUCUUCAUGCUGCUCUGUUUGUAACACAGUGGGUCUGAAGCUUUGCUGGGUGUGCCAAGUGUACAUCAUCUGGAAGCCUCAAGCACUCACACUAGUGAAGGUGGUGUCACUAUGUACAAUAGAGAAUUAGUUGAAUUAACUAUGUGAUGUUAACUAUUAUUAAUAAAUUUUAA
Molecule: messenger RNA, 5340 nt
Organism: Jaculus jaculus (lesser Egyptian jerboa)
Lineage: Eukaryota; Metazoa; Chordata; Mammalia; Rodentia; Dipodidae
Gene: Hk2
Product: hexokinase 2
Exons: 18
Coding region: 357-3110 (917 amino acids)
Biological process (GO): glucose 6-phosphate metabolic process; glycolytic process; intracellular glucose homeostasis
Cellular component (GO): cytosol; mitochondrion
Molecular function (GO): ATP binding; glucokinase activity; D-glucose binding
Source: RefSeq, a predicted model, not a curated record